Molecule: messenger RNA, 834 nt
Organism: Penicillium macrosclerotiorum
Lineage: Eukaryota; Fungi; Ascomycota; Eurotiomycetes; Eurotiales; Aspergillaceae
Gene: pup1
Product: proteasome core particle subunit beta 2
Exons: 3
Coding region: 1-834 (277 amino acids)
Cellular component (GO): proteasome core complex
Molecular function (GO): threonine-type endopeptidase activity
Source: RefSeq, a predicted model, not a curated record
AUGCCGGGCUUCGACUUCUCCAACUUCAAUCGAAAUGCGGCCCUUCACGCCAGGGGAGUCCCUCUCCCCAAAGCUACCAGCACUGGUACGACAAUCGUCGGAUGCAUUUAUGAUAAUGGCGUUGUGAUCGCAGCAGAUACCCGAGCCACCAGUGGCCCUAUAGUAGCAGACAAGAACUGCGAGAAGCUCCACUACAUUGCUCCUAAGAUCUGGUGUGCCGGCGCCGGUACGGCCGCAGAUACCGAGUUCACCACUGCCCUCAUCAGCUCCAAUGUUGAACUUCACUCUCUAUCGACCGGCCGUGACCCACGAGUGAUCACCUGCAUGACCAUGCUGAAGCAGCACCUCUUCCGAUACCAGGGCCACAUUGGAGCAUACUUGGUAGUGGCCGGCGUGGAUCCUACCGGCGUUGGGCUGUACACUGUGCACGCGCACGGAUCAACAGAUAAACUGCCAUACGUGACGAUGGGAUCUGGAAGUCUGGCGGCCAUGAGUGUCUUCGAGUCGAUGUGGCAGCCGGACUUGGACAAGGAGGGCGCCAUUGCGCUGUGCUCGGAGGCGAUCAAGGCCGGUAUUUUCAACGAUCUCGGCUCUGGUAGCAACGUCGAUGUGUGCGUCAUCGAGAAUGACAAGCCUACCCAGCUUCUCCGCAACUACGAGAAGCCCAAUGAGCGUGGGGAGAAGGAGCGCAACUACCGCUUCCCUCGUGGCACCACCGCUUGGCUGAACCAGAAGGUUAUCAGCAAGGAGGAUAUGAAGAAAUAUGUGACCAUCGAGACCUUAUCAGGAGAUAUUAAUCUAGCUGCCGGGGAGACAAUGGAUGUUGAUGCUUAG